Messenger RNA from Odocoileus virginianus texanus, 4095 nucleotides. NCBI's taxonomy places the organism in Eukaryota, Metazoa, Chordata, Mammalia, Artiodactyla, Cervidae. The record is from RefSeq and is a predicted model, not a curated record.
UCCUCGCCGCGACGCCGGCCCCGGGGCCGCGCUGUUUUGUUUCACCCUCGCGUUGUGAAGUGAAGUGAAGUAAAAUGUCCACUAGGACCCCGUUGCCGACGGUGAAUGAACGGGACACUGAGAACCACACGUCACAUGGAGAUGGGCGGCAAGAAGUUACCUCUCGCUCUGGGCGCUCUGGAGCACGGUGUAGAAACUCUAUAGCUUCCUGUGCAGAUGAACAGCCUCACAUUGGAAACUACAGGCUGUUGAAAACUAUCGGCAAGGGGAAUUUUGCAAAAGUGAAGUUGGCAAGACACAUCCUUACAGGCAGAGAGGUUGCAAUAAAAAUAAUUGACAAAACUCAGUUGAAUCCAACAAGCCUACAAAAGCUCUUCAGAGAAGUGAGAAUAAUGAAGAUUUUAAAUCAUCCAAACAUAGAAGUGACAGGAGAUUUCUUCCCUUCUCCCAUUCCAGUGAAGUUAUUCGAAGUCAUUGAAACUGACAAAACACUCUACCUAAUCAUGGAGUAUGCAAGUGGAGGUGAAGUGUUUGACUAUUUGGUUGCCCAUGGAAGAAUGAAGGAAAAAGAAGCAAGAGCUAAAUUUAGACAGAUCGUGUCUGCAGUCCAGUACUGCCACCAAAAGCGGAUUGUUCACAGAGACCUCAAGGCUGAAAAUCUAUUGUUAGAUGCUGAUAUGAACAUUAAAAUAGCUGACUUUGGUUUUAGCAAUGAAUUUACUGUUGGCAGUAAACUGGAUACGUUUUGUGGCAGUCCUCCAUAUGCGGCCCCAGAGCUCUUCCAGGGCAAGAAAUACGACGGGCCGGAAGUGGACGUGUGGAGCCUCGGCGUCAUUCUUUACACUCUAGUCAGCGGGUCGCUCCCCUUUGAUGGGCAGAACCUAAAGGAACUGAGAGAGCGAGUAUUAAGAGGGAAAUACAGAAUCCCUUUCUACAUGUCCACAGACUGUGAAAACCUUCUCAAACGUUUCCUGGUGCUAAAUCCAAUAAAACGAGGCACUCUAGAGCAAAUCAUGAAGGACAGGUGGAUCAAUGCAGGGCAUGAGGAUGAUGAGCUGAAACCAUUUGUUGAACCAGAACUGGACAUCUCAGACCAGAAAAGAAUAGAUAUUAUGGUGGGAAUGGGAUAUACACAAGAAGAAAUUCAAGAAUCUCUUAGUAAGAUGAAAUAUGAUGAAAUCACAGCUACAUAUUUAUUGUUGGGGAGAAAAUCUUCAGAGCUGGAUGCUAGUGAUUCCAGUUCUAGCAGCAAUCUUUCACUUGCUAAGGUUAGGCCAAGCAGUGACCUCAACAACAGUACUGGCCAGUCUCCUCACCACAAAGUGCAGAGAAGUGUCUCUUCAAGCCAGAAGCAGAGGCGUUACAGUGACCACGCUGGACCAGCUAUUCCUUCAGUUGUGGCAUAUCCAAAAAGGAGUCAGACCAGCACUACAGACAGUGACCUCAAAGAAGACGGAGUUCCCUCCCGGAAACCAGGCGCCAGUGUUGUUGGAGGAAAGGGGAUUGCUCCAGCCAGUCCCAUGCUUGGGAAUGCAAGUAACCCCAACAAGGCGGAUAUCCCUGAACGGAAGAAGAGCUCCACUGUCCCUAGUAGUAAUACGGCAUCUGGUGGAAUGACGCGACGGAAUACUUACGUUUGCAGUGAAAGAACCACAGCUGAUAGACAUUCAGUAAUUCAGAAUGGCAAAGAAAACAGCACCGUUCCUGACCAGAGAGCUCCAGUUGCUUCAACACACAGUAUUAGCAGCACCACCACCCCAGAUCGAACCCGAUUCCCAAGAGGCACUGCCAGCCGUAGCACUUUCCACGGUCAGCCCCGGGAGCGGCGCACUGCCACGUACAACGGCCCACCUGCCUCACCCAGCCUGUCCCAUGAAGCCACACCGUUGUCGCAGACUCGAAGCCGAGGCUCCACUAAUCUUUUUAGUAAAUUAACUUCCAAACUCACAAGGAGGGUCAUGGAGGAGCAUGCACCUCUUGCAGCUUAAAUCUUGACAUUCUUCUCUCUGUCGGCCUAAGGUAUAAUGAAAACAGAUAGCAUUCUUAUAUUGUGUAGUUUUGGAGAUAAAAUCCCUGCUUUAUUCCCAGGAAGAAGCUAGUAUCUGGUGAUGUAUAAAAUCUUUUGUUUGUCCCGUUGACUGUCAGCUGGGGCCUUGGGAAAUCUCUAAGGUACUUUACUUGCAGAAUCUGGUCUAGAGGUUGCUAAGCCUAGAAUCAUUGGCUGCUACAAGAGGAAAGAGACAAGGUACCACUGUACACUGUUAGCAAGUAAGCGAAGGCCUCUUUAGUCAGGACCACUCGCAGGAAGCCUCCAAGCCCCUGCAGUUCCGGGGCACCUGGAGGAAGUUCUUUGUACUUGAGCCUCUCUGUGCAGUAGUCUCUUCUCCAGGUGUUCUGCAGAUGUGCCUCUUAGAGACCCUCACAGGACAGUGAUGGGGCCUUCCCAGAGUCUGGAAGGAUAGAUGCCCUCCUCACUCCUCCUCAUUUCUCCGCACUCCCUGUGGUGCAUUAUCCUGCUGAUGUGUUCCAUUCCAUCUGUGUUACUUAACUGUAAGCUGGGUAUCACUUGGCAGUCUCCUUAAUGCCUCCAGUAAUGUUAUUUUAAAUCAGCCAUCUAAAACUUAGACAAAACAGGACUUCCCUGCCAGUCCAGUGAUUUAAGACUUCACCUUCCAAUGCAGGGGGUGAGAGGUCAAUCCCUGGUUGGGGAACUAAGACCCCACAUGCCUCAGGGCCAAAAACACAAAUUGUGAGACAAAAACAUAGUAACAAAUUCAGUGAAGACUUUAAAAAUGGUCCACAUCAAAAAUAAUUCAGACAAGUCACAUUAAGCUAUCUUUUCCCAGAUUAUCUCUUCAUUGUCAGGAUGUUGAAUACCAGAUUAAGGAGGACUUCUGAUACCCACUGGCAAUUGACUAGAGAUCAGAGGAGUAAAAAGUUUCUGGUCUACCCUCCUCUUCUCUUCUUAGCCCUUUUGCUGAGACCUCCCAUUCCAGGAUGGGCUAAAGAGCAGAGUGGUCCAAGGAGCCUUGCCAGAUUCGGGUCACCCAUUUAUGACCACAGGAGAGACAGUGAGUUCAACCCAAGGAGAGUCUGAUGACCCCAGAAUAAUGCAUUGCCUCCUUUCAGGGUCAUUCCAGGGGCUCUCCCAAGCCUCCCUGUGCCUUAGCUCAUUCCUUGGAGACUAGGCUGCUUAGUAUCAACUGGUAUUUUGCCUUCUGGUCCCUGAGCGCGGAGGCGGGGUGUGGCAGUCAGCUCUGUCUAAGCUCCUGUCACAGGAUGAGCAGCUUUGUGUCCUUGGGCUUUGGUCUCAGAUGGGCUCUUUAAAUAAAGCCUUGCACAUCAUUAAAAUCCUUGCAUUUAUUUGUCUCCUUUGUGUUCUUUUUCUUUUGUCUUCUGAAUUCUAUCACUGAUAAAAGUAGUAUCAGCCACAAUACAUCAAAUGCUUACUAUGUGCUAACAAAUAGAUGUCUGUACAUUUAUCGAUAUGGAGAUACUUGUUUUAUAUACCUAUGUAUGCAUACAUACAUUCUCCCUCACACACACAUUGAAUCUCCACAGUCUACCCUGUGGAGUGUACAUUAUCCCAGUUCUAUAGAAGAAACUGGAGAUAAGAUUCAGAGAGAAUAAGGCACGUGUUCAAGAUCCAAUGGGAGAAGAGUGCUGAGUCAGGUCCAUGGUUCUAGGAGGGGCCCUUGAUCCCCACUACAUAGUGUCCCUAAUUGUUUAUUUUAUGUAUUUGAAUUGAAAUUGAAGGCUGGGGUUCCUUGUUAAAAGUAUCCUAGAGAGGGUCAUCUUCCCCGAGGAUUUCUCAGGAAGUCCUCUCUCUGUGAGUUUGCGAGCAGUCCUGUGGCCUGCCACGGCGCUGUGCUUCUGUUGCUGCCAGUUCACUCUUAAAGGCAGGCGGAGUCCUUGCUGCUCCAGCAGCAUCUUCUUAGCCUCCCCUAGUUAUGGUGCUGAUCAAAGCGAAUGCCCAGAAGGCUCAGGUGUUGGCACUUGAGUGCCGCAGGGGAGACCUGCCGGGAUGUGGCAGAACGAGGACUGGUGUCCGAGCUCGCCGCCUGCGCCUGGCUGCGCUGGGUGGCGUGAGCACUU